GCCGCCAUACGUAGGGUCUGACGUCCUCAUAUCCAUAUGGAAUUAGUUCUACUUGGUACCCACUCCGAUUGCAAUAAAUAGGAUUGAAUCAUACCUUCAUUUCAUCAUUCAAUCAGUACGUACAAGAAGAUAUUAAAUUUAAAACAAAUCUGUAACAAAAAUGGCAAGCAGAGUACCAAGAAGGCAUUUGGGUUCACAGGGUUUAGAGGUCUCAGCUCUGGGUUUAGGCUGCAUGGGCAUGUCCGAUCUCUACGGAGCUCCCAAACCUGAACCCGACAUGAUCAAGCUCAUCCACCACGCCAUUAACGCUGGUGUUACCCUCCUUGACACCUCCGAUGUCUACGGCCCCAAAACCAACGAAAUCCUUCUCGGCAAGGCUUUGAAAGGGGGGAUGAGGGACAAAGUGGAGCUGGCUACCAAAUUCGGGAUCAAACUCGACGGUUCGUGGCAGGUCCAAGGCGAUCCCGCCUAUGUCAGGGCUGCUUGCGAAGCUAGCCUCAAGCGACUUGGCGUGGAUUGCAUCGAUCUCUAUUAUCAGCACAGGAUUGACACCAGUGUGCCAAUCGAAAUCACGAUGGGUGAACUAAAGAAGUUGGUCGAAGAAGGUAAAAUUAAAUAUGUUGGAUUAUCAGAAGCAUCAGCAUCGACGAUUAGAAGAGCACACGCUGUGCAUCCAAUUACUGCCGUACAAAUGGAAUGGUCCUUGCAGUCAAGAGAUGUUGAAGAAGAAAUUAUUCCCACUUGCAGAGAACUUGGGAUAGGGAUUGUUGCGUAUAGUCCUCUAGGACGUGGUUUUUUCUCACAUGGUCCAAAGAUGUUAGAGAAGUUGGAAGAAAGUGACGCCCGUAAGUACUUGCCAAGGUUACAACCUGAAAAUCUUGAACACAACAAGAUUAUGUACGAGAGAAUUAAUGACCUAGCGACAAAGAAAGGGUGCACAACUUCUCAGCUAGCGUUAGCCUGGGUUCUUCACCAAGAAAAUGAUGUUGUACCCAUUCCAGGUACCACCAAGAUAGAAAAUUUUGAGCACAACAUUGGAGCUUUAUCUGUUAAAUUAACACCAGAAGAUAUGGCUGAACUUGAAUCUAUUGCAUCACCUGAUUCAAUCAAGGGGGAUCGAUAUGGUGCUGGUUUAAAAACAUAUAAGGACUCAGAGACUCUUCCAUUAUCUGCAUGGAAAGCUUAAUCAAACCAUACGAGUGUUUUGUUUAUUCGUGUGCUCCUAUAUCCAUAAUAUCAUAUUUGUUUUCUUUUAAGAGAUGUUUUUUAGUUUUUAAACCUUCGUUGCACUUAAUAAGCGUUUACUUUACUAUUGCAUGUAAUUUUGAGAAGAAUAAAUAAAGGCAGUUUUCUUGUUUGAAGUGCA
Messenger RNA from Helianthus annuus (common sunflower), 1366 nucleotides. Its product is annotated as probable aldo-keto reductase 4. The record is from RefSeq and is a predicted model, not a curated record. Gene Ontology annotation, cellular component: cytoplasm. NCBI's taxonomy places the organism in Eukaryota, Viridiplantae, Streptophyta, Magnoliopsida, Asterales, Asteraceae. The coding region runs from base 161 to 1186 and encodes 341 amino acids. The transcript has 4 exons.